CCAGUCCCCGCACAAUCGUGUUCACAUUAUCCCCCGACAAAUGACGUUUUAGUGGACAAUAGGCAUUGAAAAAGUACUCCGAGGGCUGGCAAAGCCUUCUGACGGACCCUGGGGUGUGAAAAUUGUCGGGGUAAUUUUAUUUUGUCGAUAUCUGAGGUGUUUCGAGAGUAUGACAAGUGGUGAGUGGGUUUGAGGUUAUUAGUGGUAGAUUUUUGGUGUCUUCGGGGUGUUCUGAGAAAUUCAACGGCUUCUGAAGAUCAUGGAACAGCAAGGAAGUCUGCAGGACGGGGUCGUCAAGGAUGUCAGGACGCUUUUGUGGGGAAAUUGUCCGAAGGAGGAUGUUUUCCAGAGAUGGGCGCAAGGCUUCCAAUUUUCGCAAGAGGAGCCAACCGCCCUCGUCCAGGUAGAGGGAGGUCCCUGUGCAGUAAUAGCCCCUGUUCAAGCCUUCAUCCUCAAAGAUCUGCUGCUGGAGGGCCCUCCCGACAUCUGGAAGAACGUGACAAGAGACAAGCAGGAUCGGUUGCUCAUCAGAGCUGCUACUGAGAUAAUCCGACAGGCAGCAGACCCAAUACACCCAACCUACUCUCUGAUUCAUCUCGACACUGAUAACAGUGAUGAUAAUCCCAUGGCUAAUGGAGAAGUUUCGACAGAGAAGGCCCAGCCCCUGUUUACAUCUGAUUACUUUCACUCGAGACUCAGGAUAUUUUCCACAAUCAGCCUCGAUGAGGUGGAAAAAUACCUUUCCCAGAGGAUAGAGUUUUUCAAGGAGCCAUUUGGUGUGCUUCUCCUGCUUUAUACAGUUGUUUGUACCAAAGGAAUCAACGGAAUGAGAAGUGAAAUGUCAGAUCCCACUGAACCAGUGAUAGAUUCGAUUUAUGGAUAUGGGAGCCAGAGCCUUAUUAAUCUGAUGCUCACGGGGAGGGCUGUCGGCCACGUAUGGGAUCAUGAUCAAGAUGUUGGUGGAUUACAAUUACGGGGAAUUGACAAGCAAAAUACUGUUGGCUUUCUGGCGCUGUUGGAGCACCUGCGUUACUGCGAAGUCGGAGCAUUCCUCAAGUCCCCAUCACACCCUGUCUGGGUGCUGGGGUCAGAGACACAUCUUACAGUCCUUUUCUCAACAGAUCGAAGAUUGGUGAGUCCAGAGACACCAGCGGAGUAUGCCCGGAGAGUCUUCAAAAAAUAUGAUCCAGAGGGGAACAAUUUUAUACCUGCUAACCUCCUCCAGGACGUCCUUGCUGACCUAGAACUUGUUGCUGAUGAUGAAUAUGUUGAUAUCAUGAAGAAAAAAUUGGACAAUGAGUCCUUGGGAAUAAUUCUCCUGGCAUCGUUCAUGGACGAAUUCUUCCCGGAGGAGCCCCGCACGUGUCCCGACACCUUCACCCUCUACCAUUACAAUGGAUUACCUCGUUCAAACCCAGAUAAUCGUGUACGCUACCACACGGGCGAUGCUGUCCUCUUGGAGUGUACGGUUAAGUGCAUUCUGGACAGCAAUCCCAUGCUGACAGUUCUGCAGACCAAGUGGCCGAGCAUCGAAGUGCAGUGGGACAUCGGUAGAACGCCAAGUCUGAAUUGAUUAUUCCAACGGUUCCAAGAAUUUUAUUGUUCGUUUAUGACUGACUAUUCACAUUUUUUUACACCUCUCGAUGAAUUCAGGAUUAUCUGGGGAAUGAGGGGAUUUACGAGGAAAUCUCGUAACACAUUUUUCGUUGGAAAUUUAAUUCGGCACAAGAACUGUUUUAUCACUUUUUCCUCUAGAUCCAGUCACUCUCGAGAUAUCGAGAGAAAUGGACAAUUGCAAAUUCGCAAAUUCACCUGAUCAAAGAUAAAAAAUCAAAUUGUCACUAAAAAAUUGUUUUCUUUGUUUCUUUAGUCGAGAAUAUUUUUCUGAAAACUGUCGGAGAUAUGCUCUCAUCGUUGGAGAGUCAGUAAAUUAUGGGCAAUUCCAUUUAGGGAGAGUAACAGUGAAUAAACGAUUUUACUCCAUUAUUAAUUGAUAGAUAAUGACAUUUGACAGUUUUCUUUUGCUGAGAACGAUGAAAUAAUUAAUGAAAAAAUAAUAAUGACCUGUGAAUAUCGUCGAAUGCUUAAUUGCAUAGAUUUAUUAAAUUAAUAAAUUAAUAAAUACAUGAUAAUUAUACAUAUAGUACAUAAAGAAUAGAAAAAAUAGGAAAGGGAGCCUUCGUAAUUGAUAAUUAUCUUUAAGUAAAUAAUUAAUUAUUCACUGAGUUAUUUAAAUAAAUGCGACAUGGCUAUUUCAUGGUUUCAACCAGUGCCCAAUCGUAGAUUUCAAUAUUUUUAUUCUCCUCGCAGUUUAUUUAUUCAAUUCUCGUGUACAUUAUACUUUGUUUUUGUCAUAUUAUUCGAGGUAUGGAUUAUUUCAUAAACUUUUUGGUUUCAUUAUUUGAACAUUCAGUGCUUAAUUCAGUAGUUAGAAGGUCUAUUGCACAUUCAGAUACUGAAAAAGAGAAUUCUCUCGUAUUUUGUUAAUUGUUUUUUUUUGGAAUUGUCAUUAUGAGAAAAUUAUUAAAUUAGUUUGAUAUUAUUGGA
Molecule: messenger RNA, 2547 nt
Organism: Diachasmimorpha longicaudata
Lineage: Eukaryota; Metazoa; Arthropoda; Insecta; Hymenoptera; Braconidae
Product: ubiquitin carboxyl-terminal hydrolase MINDY-3 homolog
Exons: 5
Coding region: 260-1573 (437 amino acids)
Biological process (GO): protein K48-linked deubiquitination
Molecular function (GO): calcium ion binding; cysteine-type deubiquitinase activity; K48-linked deubiquitinase activity
Source: RefSeq, a predicted model, not a curated record